AUGGAAGUCGACGCACUCACCAUCCUCCUGACGAUCGCAAUCGCAGCCGUUCUUGCCUUCGUCAAACUCAGCAAGUCCGAACCCGACAUCCACCCCCUCCUCCUCGACCAACAGGCCACAGUUGCUCCCCUCAGAGGUGAGGGUGAAUCAGCUAUUCACCGUGCCAAAUCUGUGCCUGCUGGAUCCUCGUUGGUGAAGGUCCCUCUUGAGAGAAUCAGGACUCUGCACGAUGUCUGGCAGAACGGUCUUGCUGCCAACUCUACCGGUCGUUGCCUUAUGUACAUGCUCCAGAACCAGUUUUCUUAUGUUGGCGAAUCAUAUGAGCACGUUGACAAGAGAAUUGGCGGAUUCGGAACAGGAUUUAUCGCAGAGACCAAGUUAAAGCCCAGGACAGAGACUCCCGUCGGAAUCUACGCCCCAUACUCUCAAGAGUCGUUCAUUGCACAGCAGGCGUUUUACAGAUACGGGUUUGUGGCUGUUCCCAUCCACGACCUGAGAAGCAGCGAACUCUUGAUCGAGAUUGUCAACCAGACAAAGAUGAAGGCUAUUGUUGUCGCUCAGAAGGCUCUGCCAUUACUUCUUCAGUCCUUGAAGGACUGCUCCAGUAUCAAGACCAUCUUUGUAGCCGCGAUCUAUGUCUCGGAGGAGCAAAAGAGGAUUGCAGCACAGCAUGGCGCCAGGAUCCUUAAGUUUGCGGAAGUCGAGUACAGUGGAUCCUCGGAAGCAUUGGACGCUGUUAAGCCAGAACCCUCGGAUAUUGCAAUGAUCAACUACAAUACCAAGUCAACUUCGUUAUCAAAGGGCGUGGUAUUGACACACGCCAACUUGGUUGCUGCUAUGACUGGAUUCACAGGAUCGUUGCCUGGCGCUAAAAAGUUCACCUCUAAGGACCGUCUGCUCUCUCAUUUCACCAACGGCGAUGUGAUCGGAACCUGGAUGACAAGUGCUAUGGUGAUGGCUGGAGGAUCGAUCGUCUUCCCCUCUGGGUUGAUGAAGAACGUCCUCCACGAUUGUCAGGCUACUACCCCCACUAUCUUUGCCAGUACGCCAAUUAUUCUGGAAAAGAUUCACGAGGCGCUGGAUACGACAUAUGGCGCUGGAUCCUCGUUUAAGAAGGCGUAUGCUUCCAAAUUGGCGCUGCUGGAUGCUGGACGCGUGACGACAACGAGUUUGUGGGAUUUCAUUGGACUGGGCGAGGUCAGGAGCCGACUCGGAGGAAAAGUUCAUCUUGUUGUUACCACCAACCCCACGAAGCCAGAGACAUUGAAGUACAUUAGGGCAGCAAUGGGCAUUCAUGUGAUGGCGACAUAUGGCAGGACCGAGACUUCUGGAAUUGUCACCAGCCGCAACAUGUUUGACUACUCGAACGAUGCUCAUUUGGGCGCACCUGUCGGAUGUAACGAGAUCAAGCUUCUUGACGACCCCGAGCAAAGAUAUACCAGUGGCGACCAGCCCAGCCCCCGCGGCGAGAUUCUUGUUCGCGGCCCUAAUGUGAUGAAAGGAUACUACAAGAAGCCCAAUGCGACGGCGACGAGCAUUGAUAGCGAUGGCUGGUUCCAUACGGGCGAGUGGGGCAGUCUCAAUGCCAAUGGUACCUUGGAGUUGUUGGGCAAGAAGAAGAAGGUUAAGUCUGAAAAGGCACCAUCUUCACCUGUGCACGAGGAGUUCAAGGAGUAA
Messenger RNA from Linnemannia hyalina, 1677 nucleotides. The record is from the annotation of a GenBank genome assembly. NCBI's taxonomy places the organism in Eukaryota, Fungi, Mortierellomycota, Mortierellomycetes, Mortierellales, Mortierellaceae.